Molecule: messenger RNA, 1132 nt
Organism: Prosopis cineraria
Lineage: Eukaryota; Viridiplantae; Streptophyta; Magnoliopsida; Fabales; Fabaceae
Product: psbP domain-containing protein 6, chloroplastic
Biological process (GO): photosynthesis
Cellular component (GO): extrinsic component of membrane; photosystem II oxygen evolving complex; photosystem II
Molecular function (GO): calcium ion binding
Source: RefSeq, a predicted model, not a curated record
CGCCGGCCACAGGUCAUUCUUUCGCGUACAAAAAAACUGCGAGCCCUCUUGCUUUCGCAGUCUCGCAUGGCGACCUUCUCACUAGCUUCUCUUCCCUCCGUAGUCUCAGGUUCAUCUUAUUCUUCUGUAAGGUACUCGCCUUUCCGUGCAUUCAGAGCCUCGGCCACUGAGCCUUCAGAUCCAAUUCUUGCUAGUCGCCCUCAACACCCUCCGCGAAGAGAAUUCUUGAAAGGGAUUGGAUUGCAAGCGCUUCCCCUUCUCUUACUGAAGGAUUCAUGCCCGUCUCUCGCUAAAGAAGUUGAGGUUGGCUCCUUCCUUCCACCCUCACCUUCCGACCCGUUUGUUCUCUUUAAAGCUUCUCCAAAAGACACUCCCGCCCUUCGAGCAGGAAACGUACAGCCUUACCAAUUUAUACUUCCUCCAACUUGGAAGCAGACACGAGUAGCAAAUAUAUUAUCUGGAAAUUAUUGCCAGCCAAAAUGUGCAGAGCCCUGGAUUGAGGUUAAAUUUGAAGAUGAAAAACAGGGGAAAGUCCAGGUGGUGGCUUCUCCUUUGAUACGCCUAACGAACAAACCAAAUGCAUCCAUUGAAGACAUAGGGAGUCCAGAUAAAGUGAUUGCUUCUCUGGGCCCUUUUGUCACUGGAAACACAUUUGAUCCAGAUGAACUGCUUGAGACUGCUGUCGAAAAGCUUGGUGAUCAAACGUACUACAAAUAUGCACUUGAAACUCCAUAUGCACUCACGGGGUCACACAAUCUUGCAAAAGCAACAGCGAAGGGAAACACCGUUGUUUUGUUUGUGGCCAGUGCUAAUGAUAAGCAGUGGCCAACUUCUCAAAAGACUCUGAAGGCCAUGCUUGAUUCCUUUCAAGUUUAGUUUCUGUCGAAAGGUAAUAAAGAGAUGUUCACCAUCACUUCAUUUACUUUCCGUUUUUUUCGUUAAUUAAUUUUGUACGACAUUGCUGAGCAAGAGACAUGGGAAAAUUUUGGCCAUUUUCAGGUGGAAACCCAUAUAUUGUAUGUUAAAAUAGCCCGAUCUUCCUUCUUUGUAAAUGCAUAUUUUUAGUCAAUGACCUAUGUUCUGACUUUUAUUGUUAAUAUUAAGGCGGGGACAGCCCGAUAUCUCUAUUAAA